Messenger RNA from Plenodomus lingam JN3, 129 nucleotides. The record is from RefSeq and is a predicted model, not a curated record. NCBI's taxonomy places the organism in Eukaryota, Fungi, Ascomycota, Dothideomycetes, Pleosporales, Leptosphaeriaceae.
AUGAACCGGGGAAGCGGGAACGCGAGCGAAGAGACUAUAAAACACCAAGGGGAGCGGAGGAAGGGGCUUGGCGGGCACAAAAGCGUUGCGGAGCCCAGUAGGUGGGCGCGUGGAAAAACAAGAGAGUAG